AAGCCCAUUCAGCGCUAAACUACUCAACAAAGGGGAAACGGUGAAAGUCUCAAAACAUGAAAACACCAUUUAACAAACAAAGUUGAUGAUGAAGUCGAAUUAACCACUCAAACACCAAAUUUCUCACCAUUUCAAUCAUCUUCUCCGUCAAUUUCAUUCUCUGUAUUUCUGGGUUGCCUUAUGUUGUUUUAAUUUGGAACGGAGGGUUGUGUAUCCUAUGGUAAGGCCUUGAUUCUAUGCAGUACGCAACUUAUGGGCUUCUUACGUUUGAAAAUAUUAGACACGUAGGAUAACAAUUUUCAACUCGGAAAGAUAGAAGCUGAAAAAGUGACCCAUGGGCUGCACUUGCACUUCUGCAGCACUGCUUUUGGACAAUUCGUCACUGUUCACAUUUCAAGCCAAAGCCACCUCACAACAUAGAAACCUCAAGGCUCGCUUGGAAGCACAUGAAUUUUCUUUCACAAACAAAGUCAGUUGUUUGCAGCGUACCGUUGCUACGAAAGCAUUUGAGUUGAGACAUGUCCUCCCUUCUUUAGGACCUGAUUUCCUGUUAGAUAGUGGCAACUCUGGUAAUAAUGGCAACAACAAUAAUAACAACAAUGGCAAUGGAAAGAACAACGAUAAGAAUGAUAGUGAUGGUGACAGUAACCAUGGGGAUAGUCAUGAUGGCAUUCUUCGCACCCUUGCAUUGUUUUGGACCUAUCAAUUGACUUCCUUUGUCAGUUCCGUCUCAUGGAACAGUAACCUCAAAAUGGGAGAGGGGACAUUUUCUCCUCGGCAGUUUCUGUUGUGCUUGCUAUCAGUUUUAGGUUUCCUUCGCCUGUUCCAUUUUAAUUAUGCAGGUGCAUUAGGGAGUAUUGAUGAGGCAGGUGCAAUAAAAGAUGAGGAGGCUAUAUGGGAGAUCAAGGGAGGUCAAAGAAAAAAGAUUUUCCGCGAUCCUUCAAAAGAUGAAUUUGUGGUGGUUCCUUCAUCAUAUCUGAUGCCUUCAUCAACUUCGCCAAAGGGAAAUAUGGAUAGUGGUAGUCUAAAUCCCUCAUCAAGACUUCCUAGUGUAUGGUUGUUGUGCAAAGAUUUAGUAUUCCGUUUGAUGCUACCAGAAGGUUUUCCUGACAGUGUGACCAACGAUUAUUGGGACUACUCUUUGUGGAGGGGGGUUCAGGGUAUUGCUAGUCAGAUCAGUGGGGUACUUGCCACGCAGUCUUUGCUUCUUGCUGUUGGGCUGGGAAAGGGGGCGAUUCCUACUGCCGCAGCAAUAAAUUGGGUGCUUAAGGAUGGAAUUGGAUAUCUUAGCAAGAUCAUGUUGUCCAAGUAUGGGCGACACUUUGAUGUUCACCCAAAAGGGUGGAGGUUAUUUGCUGAUCUUUUGGAGAACACUGCAUUUGGAUUGGAGAUACUAACACCUGCUUUUCCUCAUCUUUUCGUAUUCAUUGGUGCUGCUGCUGGAGCUGGGCGAUCUGCUGCUACACUGAUCCAGGCUGCCACAAGAAGCUGUUUUUAUGCAGGCUUUGCCGCAAAGAGGAAUUUUGCGGAGGUAAUCGCAAAGGGUGAAGCACAAGGAAUGGUGAGCAAGUCAGUUGGCAUCAUGCUUGGGAUAGCAUUAGCUAAUGUCGUAGGUUCCUCUACACCACUUGCCCUUGCUUGUUUUGGUAUUAUAACCUGGGUCCACAUGUACUGCAAUCUGAAGUCUUACCAAUGCAUUCAGCUGAGGACUUUGAAUCCAUAUCGAGCAAGCUUAGUGUUCAGUGAAUAUCUGCUGAGUGGUCAGGUGCCUUAUGUUACAGACGUCAAUGAUGAGGAACCUCUUUUUCCUGCAUUACCUUUUCUGAAUGUGAGGCCGCCUUAUAAGCCAGAUUCUUCAAAUCUGUCUGUUGAAGCAAAGAAUGCUGCUGCAGAAAUUGAGAGACGGCUGGAGCUAGGAUCCACACUAAGUGAUGUUAUACAGAGAAGGGAGGAUGUGGUUGCACUUGUUGACCUCUAUAAAAAUGAAGGCUACAUCUUAGCCGAAUACAAUGGAAAAUUUUGUGUUAUACUGAAAGACAGUGCUUCACCACAAGACAUGCUAAGAUCUGUGUACCAGAUCAACUUCCUUUAUUGGUUGGAGAAGAAUGCUGGAAUACCAUCUCAAAAUGCUUGCGAUGACUGUAGAGCUGGUGGGAAGUUGCAGGUAUCUCUUGAUUAUACGCGGAGGGAAUUUGAACAUGCGAGGCGUGAUAGUGAAUUAGCAGGUUGGGUCACUGAUGGUCUGAUUGCUAGGCCUUUGCCUCAUAGGAUAUCUCUCAAAAAUCAUGUUUCUGCUGCACCUACUAGCUGAUGUCAGCAUAUAGUGGUUUUGGAUUAUGAGUUUUUAUGCUAACAGAAAUUAACAAGCAAUGAACAACUGUACUUCAAAGCUUAGUCAUAUACUCUGAUGUGAUCCACUGAGCUCAGAAGUUUCUGCUGAAGUUUCUGCUGAAGUUUCUGCUGACUAUGCCAAGAAGCUUGCCACAUAGGGAAGUUGGUGUUUUCCUGAGAAAUCGGUAGCUUUUUCAGAAAUUCGACCUGCAUAAUGUAACCCUAUUCAUCUGCAAAAUUUCCCAUUCUUUGCUGAUACAUAUCUCAGUCCAGUUUCUGCACAGUUUGAUCUUAUACAUUAAUUGAUUCUACUUAUUUUAUAGAGAAUUUUCAACCAUUCAUGUGAUGAUAAACAAAACGUUCAUAGUUUU
This is a messenger RNA of Spinacia oleracea (spinach), 2702 nucleotides long. RefSeq names its product protein root UVB sensitive 1, chloroplastic. Bases 335 to 2311 code for a protein of 658 amino acids. Gene Ontology annotation, biological process: response to UV-B; developmental process. The record is from RefSeq and is a predicted model, not a curated record. Gene Ontology annotation, cellular component: chloroplast envelope. The transcript is spliced from 8 exons. Lineage: Eukaryota; Viridiplantae; Streptophyta; Magnoliopsida; Caryophyllales; Amaranthaceae.